Nematolebias whitei (Rio pearlfish) is the source of this 965-nucleotide messenger RNA. RefSeq names its product heat shock protein beta-1. Bases 1 to 963 code for a protein of 320 amino acids. Gene Ontology annotation, molecular function: protein folding chaperone. The record is from RefSeq and is a predicted model, not a curated record. The transcript is spliced from 4 exons. Gene Ontology annotation, biological process: response to heat; protein refolding. NCBI's taxonomy places the organism in Eukaryota, Metazoa, Chordata, Actinopteri, Cyprinodontiformes, Rivulidae.
AUGGAGGAAUCGUGCGGUGAGUACAAGACGGACGCCCCUUGGUACCCACUGAAAAAAUGGUGGCAGUUCAGCCAGAUUAGCUGUCCAGAUAUUGGCCUGCCACCUGUCCUGGAACCAGGGGAUCCACGGUGGACGAGUGCAGACUGGUUCAAGAGGAGUCUGGCUGCCUGUUCCUGGCUGGGGUUCGUACCGGCUCCUCUGUUUGUGCCGUACGUCUCUGAGUCGAUGCAUCAUGCUGGCCAGAUGAUUAGGAAGUGGAGGAUCAGCAUGGAUGUGGCUCACUUCUACCCCUCUGAGAUUUCUCUGGGCGUCCGAGGUGGAUUUCUGGAGGUUCGAGGGAACCAUGAAGAGAGGCCUGAUGAGCUUGGAUUUAUUUCCAGAUGUUUCUCCAGAAAAUAUAGGCUUCCAGUUGAAGUUGAUAUGACCAAACUCGUGUCCACACUUUCUGUUGAUGGCAUCUUGACUAUUGAAGCUCCUGUUCCAGAAACCGCUGCUUCUGCUGCCAUCAUCGUUCCAAUAAAGGUGGAGACUGAGGAUGGAGAACAAGAAGUAAAAAUAGAAGAUAAAGAGGAAGAUUCCCAGCCAGAAGUUCAUGAUGACCAGGACCAACCGAGCAGCAGCACAGCUCAGCUUGAGCAGGAAGAUGAGGAGACCCAAGAAAAAUCAGCUGAGGAGACCGAUCCUCCACAUCCUCCAGUGCCUGCAGAGGAUGAAAACUUACAGAGUCCGCAAAAAUCUUUUGAGCAACAUAAAACCCUGGAAAGCUUGGAAGGCCCGGGUGCAUCAACCCAGCUGGAACAGAAAGAACCGAUCACGGAUGACGGAGACAUCCAGGUGAAGGAGGAGGAAGGUGAGGCACUUACCCAGCCUGAGGAGCAGGAGCUGGGCACAAGCCCGCCAAGUGAUGUCCAGAGCCAGGAGCUGCAGGCUAUGGACAUAAAACAAGAAGCUACAAAAGAGUAAAC